UUCUGCCCGUGACUUUUAUUCUGUAAUCACCAGAGGCGUCUAAAUCGAGGACCUCCAUACAGGCAGCUGAUGAUACUGCCAGCUGAUACACUAUUCAUAAAAAAAAAAUAGACAAAGCAGCAUUUGGUCGCUGCAUACCUGUUCGGAUGGAACAGAGGAUGUUUGCUUUUAUUAUAGUCAGUAUAAUUUGACGAAUGUCGGUGUUUUUUAAGGAGGAAAUGCGUGGGUUUAUGGAGUCAAAGCUUUAAAUGAUGAUCAUGGCGUUUCCGGAGGGAGAAUCACUCGAAUCCUGGCUCAACAAAGCCACACACCCGACCAACAGGCAGGAGGACUGGGAAUACAUAAUCGGGUUUUGUGACCAGAUCAAUAAGGAGUUGGAAGGUCCUCAGAUAGCUGUGAGACUCCUAGUUCACAAAAUCCAUUCUCAAGAAUGGGAAGCCCUUCAAGCUCUGACGGUACUAGAGGCGUGUAUGAAGAACUGUGGGCGAAGAUUUCACAAUGAAAUAGCCAGAUAUCGCUUUUUAAAUGAGCUAAUUAAAGUGGUUUCACCCAAGUAUAUGGGGGACAGUGUUUCUGAAAAAGUGAAGAAUAAGAUCAUUGAGAUGUUGUACAGCUGGACGGUGGCGUUUCCCAAUGAGGCCAAGAUAGCAGACGCGUACCAGACGCUCAAGAGACAAGGACUCGUGAUGUCGGACCCAGAACUGACGGUGGACAAAACCCUGAUCCCGUCCCCUCCGGCACGGCCCAAAAACCCAGUAUUUGACAAUGAGGACAUGGGGAAGUUGUUGGCUGAACUUCUGAGGAGCAAAAACCCAGAAGAUCUUCAGGAGGCGAAUAGACUCAUCAAAAACAUGGUGAAGGAGGACGAGGCCCGAGUGCAGAAAAUGACUAAACGCAGCAAUACUCUGGAGGAAGUGAACAACAACGUCAAGCUCCUGAGCGAAAUGCUGAGUCAAUACGACAGGGCCCGAUCAUCAGACGCCGACCGCGAGCUCAUCAAGGAGCUGUAUGAGCGCUGUGAUAAACUACGACGCACUGCGUUCAAACUGGCCACUGAAGCAGAGGACAAUGACUCCAGUUUGGGUGACAUUCUCAAGGCAAACGAUGAUUUGUCCAGAGUAAUCAGCUCUUAUAAACGAAUCGUAGAAGGACAGACAGACGACGGGGAUGGUGAAGAUCUCAGACCAGCUGCUAGUGAAGGACGUGAGACCACGGGCACUUUGAUUGAUCUGGCUGGUCUGGAUGAACCUUCCUCUCCCCCGACCGUCCCCCCUCCUUCUCUUCCUCCUCAGGUCCUGUCAGCCAAUCCCACGGCCUUGUCCAUCCCCGUGCUGCCGCCUCCUCCUCGCCGAUUGGCCGGCGGUCACAGCAGUCAAACGAGCAGCCCCAGUCACAAACCACCUGAGCAGCAGAACUCUCUCUCCCUGCUGGACGAUGAACUCUUGUCUCUCGGACUGAAUGAUCCUCCCACUGUGCCAAACAGACCAAAGUUGGAUGAAUUGUCUGGUCAGUGGACGUCUCUACAGGCUCCUGAUGCGGGCCUGGACCUGUUUGGGAGCUUCUCGGCAUCGAGCGUUGUCUUUCCUACAACACACACACCUGCACAAGCCUCACACACACUGGCUGUCAGUCAGGGGCUGCAGGACCUCUCUAUGCUGGACUUUGGAGGUGGAAAGAGUGUCUCUGGUCUGAGUGGCAUUGCUGGAGGUACAUUUGGUCUUUCUGGAGGUGUGAUGGGCUCCGCAGCCGCCCCUCUUCAGUCCACUAACCCGUUUGUGAGUGCGCCGGCACCCGGCUCGCCCGCUGUGGCCCGGGCUCAGGUGGUGACGGGCGGCUCGGCUCCAGGCAGCCCUUUCUUUCAGCCCUUCUCUUCUCCAUCUCACUCGCUUCAGAGCAGCCCAGCGCGGAGCUCAGACCCCAGCCUCUCCAACCUGAACGUCCCGCUCGAGUCCAUCAGACCCAGUAAAGUCUUACCUGUGAUGAUGUACGAUAAAGACGGAGUCCGUGUUCUUUUGCACUUUGCGAUGGACUGUCCACCAGGUCGACCGGACGUCCUGGUCAUGGUGGUGUCUUUGCUCAACACGGCGCCGUUACCCGUGCGAAGCAUAGUGCUGCAAGCAGCUGUGCCCAAGUCUAUGCGAGUGAAGCUUCAGCCUCCAUCAGGUGCAGAGAUCCCGCCCUUUAACCCCAUCCUGCCCCCCGCAUCCAUCACUCAGGUCAUGCUGCUCGCCAACCCACUCAAGGAGCGUGUGCGUUUGCGCUAUAAGCUGACGUAUCUUCUGGGAGAGCAUCAGUAUUCGGAGGUGGGAGAGCUGGAUCAGUUUCCUCCAGCGGACAGAUGGGGGUCCCUGUAGAUUUACCUUGCCGUUUGCCUGCUUCAACUCUUAAAUGUUCAUUCCCAAGUAUCAGCAUUCAUUUGUUUUCAGUCAGUGUUUUACUGUAGGCUUGUGAAGCAGUAUUUGAUGCUUGAUGUUUGCUGGAUAUUAAUACAGUAACAAAACAUCAGUGACACACAUGAUGAUCUGAAGCGGACACACACGGUUCAGAGAUGCUCUUAAAACAGUUUACCAUGGUAAUCAUAGUUUCUGUCAAAAUACCAUAGUAAAACAAUAAUUAACUGGCAGUUUCAACAAACACUACAAAGAUUUGUUUAAAAAAGUCAAUUUAAAAAAUCCUUUAAUUUGAGAAAUAAGCUAGAUAUGUUGAAUGAUUUAUGAAUUAAUUUAGACUGAAUUUACAACCUUUUACCAGUGACAUUUUAUUGUCAGAAAUAAUAUAAUAGUUGUUUUUAAAAGAUUAUACUAUUUUUGUAUUUAGUUUUCAUUUCUAAUUUUAAAGUUUUAGUAACUAGUUUUUGUUGUUUUGUCAUUUUUAUGUUGUUUUUUUCUCUCAAUGUUUAUAGUUUUUAUUUGUAUUUCCAUUUUUUAAGAUACUUUAGUACAUUAAGCUAAAGUAAAUGGAAAUUAGAAAUUUGUGAAAUUUAUAGAAAAAAAAUUAUGGUUUUAGUUUGUCAAUUUUAGCAACCCUGGUUAUUUAGCAUGCAUGCAUACAUAGAUCAUUUUAUGUAAUUUUUAUGUCUAUAAAGUUUUCAUUUCUGAAGGUUUGGUAACAGGUUUGCAAAAAUCUGUUUAGUUUAGUGGCUCUUUUCAUUGACUACAUGUUGAGAAAUCAAACAAAAUUGAUCUUUUUCAAGCACUGUAGUAACUAUGGUAUGUUGAAGUAAACUAUGGUAAAUGUUGGUAAGCUCAGAAGCCGAGCUGAUACUGAUGGUGUCACAUGACCUCGCCGCUGUCCGUGGAGUGUAUUUAACCGUGAUUUCACUCUGUUCAGACAGUGCUAGAUGUUCUUGUGCUCUUCAAAACAAAGAAGCCGUAGAACUUUGCUGUUUCUAGAACUAAAUGAUUCAUUUCCCGCAAACUUCAGCUCUCUAAGUCACGAAGCAUCAGAACGAAUGUACCUGCAGUCAAACGAGUUUACACGGAGGACGCUUUGAGUUUACACGCAUAGUGUCAGAGUAGCAUUAUGUUGUCCAUUUUGAGUUUUUAUCUGCCUGUGUUAUAGUUCAACUGUUUCUGUUUUUAUUUAUUGCUGCUACAGGAACGAUUGGACUCAAGUUUCAGCAUCACAGUCUGUCUCUGAUAGUCGGCAGCUUUUAUUGACCAUUUUAGAUUUAUUUAUUUAAUUGUGGCAUAUUUAUAUAGUGUUUUUGCCUGCUGGUUAUGCGAUGAAGAUCUUGAUGGAGGAUGAACUGUAAUGAUUAGCACAGUUCAUCAGAAGUCGGAUUGGAGAUGUGUUUUGGUAAAGUGGAGGCAUCAGCAGUCAGUCCUCUGAGCGUUUCACUUGAUUUGAUUCUUUUAAGCACUGUAGCAGGGCAAAUGAGCAUUUUAUUUAAUAAGAUAAAGGCCUCAUGUGAUUUUAGUCCCAAACAAACCUUAAUGUGUCCGAGCAGAAGAAGAGGACAACUGCUCCUCUGAAGUGAGCAAACCGUACAGUUCAUUACGAUCAUGUGUUUAGACUCUGAUAACACAAAAAAUGACUUGUAUUUCACCCACAGAAACAAAACAAAUCAUAUUUUGCAUAAAGAAAAGUUUUUUUCUUUUUUUAUCCCUGUAUGAAAAUAUAACAACUUAUUUGUUUUAAUUUUGGGGUAAACUUGAAAGCGUUUCUCGGUCCUAAAACAGUUUUACUAUAGCAAAAUAUGUCGCCUUAUUGAUUUCGGGGUGAAUUCUUGGUGGUUUUUGAGUUUGGUGAGAUUCAUCUGCUUCAUGGCUGUGAAUCUUGUGUGUUUGAACACAUUGGACUGUAUUUCUGGACAUCAUGGAGCAUCUCUGCAGAUUCUGUCUGACGGUUUUCAGGUAUUUGAAAGUCUCAGAGCUUCAUUGUGCAUCUGCAUCAAAGAGUUUCGAGUAUUUCUGAGGAACCUUGUCUGUGUAUUAUUAUGAAUCGUGUCUCCUUUUAAGCCUCAUCAGGUCUGAAGAUGAUGACAGUGAUGGUUUAAGAGGACUCAUUAAAAUAUGUGGAACAAAAGUAGACCUUUGUAAAAGUUAUUAUAGAUGACGAUGAUGUAGAUGAAGCACUGCUCUGGUGUUUAAUAGUGAUUCCAUCAUGUGUACUGCGCCAUUAAAGACUUUAUCAAACGGA
This is a messenger RNA of Carassius carassius (crucian carp), 4641 nucleotides long. Its product is annotated as ADP-ribosylation factor-binding protein GGA3-like. Gene Ontology annotation, molecular function: ubiquitin binding; phosphatidylinositol binding; small GTPase binding. The transcript is spliced from 17 exons. The coding region runs from base 249 to 2354 and encodes 701 amino acids. Gene Ontology annotation, biological process: vesicle-mediated transport; intracellular protein transport. The record is from RefSeq and is a predicted model, not a curated record. Gene Ontology annotation, cellular component: trans-Golgi network. NCBI's taxonomy places the organism in Eukaryota, Metazoa, Chordata, Actinopteri, Cypriniformes, Cyprinidae.